AUAGUUUGACCAACUUAUGUAUCUAACAACAUAUAAAAAUCGAAUGUGGACCUACUUAUUUUUGAAUUGAAUGUAAUUGACUACCUAAUUGAGUGCCACCUAUGCAUUGGGACCUCUUUUAAUUAAUACAAAAUUGAGGUUACAUUUUUUCAAAUGUUCCUCAAUUAAUAUAUAAGGGAUAUCUAUGGGAGAGAAGAAAAGAUUAAAUAAUUGUAUAGCAUAGAUUCAUGCAUUUUUUGGUACUUUCCUCACGUGCCCGAGCAUAUAACUCACGAAUAAAUCUCGACCACCGAAUCUGGAUCUUCCCUAUCUAUCUAAUUUACCUUACGUGCAUCAACGGUCGCAAAAAGAUGACGUCAGUACGCCCAAAAAACGUUACGCAGUUCGCCCACGCGUUUUAUAAACAACAUGUCGGUUAAAGGAUUGUGCGUAACAAACAACUACGUCACGGAGUUUUCCUUUUUCAUAGCGAGUGAAGUAAUAAAACGGCACGCAUGUUCUAAUUUUAAAGCUUAUAACGGCAAGCACUUGGUACCCUUCCCCCUUCUCCUCGCCAAUUACAUUCUCAGUCCUGAAAAGGAAAAGAAUACGAAGGGGGAGAUGGAGGGAAAUUUUCAAAUUUCAGAGACGACUAAUCUGCUUCGAAAGAUCAAAGAGUUUACGCGAUCGAUCGUUGAAGAUCUAGCCGAGGGAAAAUCUCCAGAAAUCUCCAUCAAUCGAUUCAGAAACUACUGCAACGAUCCAGAAGCAGACUGUUUUUGCAGCUCCGAUGAACCGAAAGGUCGGGAGAUUCUCACGCUUAGGAAGAGAUCGCAAACCUAUAGAAUCGAUAUGUUGCUGAGAGUAUUGUUGAUAGUUCAACAACUUCUCCAAGAAAAUAGACAUGGAUCCAAAAGAGAUAUCUACUAUAUGCAUCCAUCAGCAUUCAAAGCACAAUCGGCUGUAGACCGCGCAAUUGCUGAUAUAUGCAUCCUUUUUCAGUGUAGUCGUUACAGCUUGAAUGUGGUGUCUGUUGGAAAUGGGUUGGUGAUGGGGUGGUUAAAGUUUAGGGAAGCUGGAAGGAAGUUUGAUUGUUUAAGCAGCCUGAAUACUGCAUUUCCCGUUCCUGUUCUUGUAGAGGAAGUCGAAGAUAUUGUUAGUUUGGCAGAGUACAUACUGGUGGUGGAAAAAGAAACAGUAUUCCAGCGUUUAGCAAAUGACAUGUUUUGCAAGACGAACCGCUGCAUCGUUGUCACAGGAAGAGGCUAUCCUGAUGUUUCUACAAGAAGGUUCUUGCGACUCUUGAUGGAGAAGUUGCAACUACCUGUGCAUUGUCUAGUCGACUGUGAUCCAUAUGGCUUUGAGAUCCUAGCCACAUACCGUUUUGGCUCCAUGCAAAUGGCAUAUGAUAUAGAAUCACUACGAGCACCAGAAAUGAAAUGGUUGGGAGCUUUUCCUUCGGACUCUGACAUAUACGGUGUUCCCCAACAGUGUCUCUUGCCCUUGACAGAAGAAGAUAAGAAAAGAACUGAAGCAAUGUUGCUUAGAUGCUACCUGAAGCGUGAAAUGCCACAAUGGAGGUUGGAACUUGAAACGAUGCUGAAAAGAGGAGUGAAGUUUGAGAUCGAAGCACUCUCAGUUCACUCACUCUCGUUUUUAUCAGAAGUUUACAUUCCUUCUAAAAUACGUAGUGAGGGAAGUUUCCAUUGAGCUCUAUAGGAGUCUCCAAUUCAGCCAUUCAGACACCACCAAUCAAACAAGCAAGGAUGAUGCUACAUGGUUUUCCUCCAAUGGAUUUCUCUAUGGAUGUGGUUAGCGAAAACACGAGUACACAAUUCUUCUCUUUUUAAUUCAAUUAAUUUUUGAUAAAAUACUUUUCUUUAAUUGCAGAGCUUGGAGAUGCAAGUGAAUAAUAACUGUGACCUUUGCGACCAAAAAGUAACGGAAAUUAUGCAUUCUAUCAUUGGUACCAUCUUCUUUUAUAUUUACGUGUUGUUGUUGUUAAUGAUGAUCUUUUCCAAUUACGUUACAUUCAUUUAAUAUAUAUAUAACAUUUGUUUUGCAGCUGUUUACUCUGUGACUUAUGGCAAUAUAAUGAAGCUGGAGGCUAGAGCUAACCCUAAUUUGUUUAUGGCGGUUGUUUAUAAGUAUCGCGAUCACGGCAAGAUCAUAAGGCUCCACUUUGAAGGCGCACCUAUCGCUCCUCAACCUGGAGAAGGAAGAGGAGGAGGAGCCUAUUACAACGCCCCUCAAGUUAAUUAUCCAUACCAUUCUCCUUAUGCUCCUCCACAGCAGCAGCUUCUCGCUGGAAACUUUGGUUAUCCGAUGUUGAAACCGCCUCCGCCACAGCAGAAGGAGGCUCCAGAGGGGGUGUAUAAGCAGCAUACUGUGCCUCCUCCUUUUGCUAUGCAGCCGCCACCGCCAAUGCCGUUGUCUAGUUACUCUUACAUUGAACCUCCCUAUUGGCCGGUGGCUACGCCGAGUGGUGGUAAGUGUGUGAUUAUGUGAUGUGUGACGAAGAAUGGAGGCGUCUUGUUUUUGUCUCACAAGCUGCGUUUUGGUUUGUAUUCGUGAUCGCUGUUUUUUUUUAAAUGCGAUUGCGUUUAUAGACAAGUGGACUCUGAUUGUGUUUUCUUUUGUCUGAACAACAGUUAUAAAAGACAAAUCGUUGACUAGUGCCUAAUCUGUUUGAAACCAGAAUAAAGUUUGCAUUUUAAGAGACAUGUUUUAUGAUUGUAUUUCAUUUUUU
Molecule: messenger RNA, 2728 nt
Organism: Brassica rapa (field mustard)
Lineage: Eukaryota; Viridiplantae; Streptophyta; Magnoliopsida; Brassicales; Brassicaceae
Product: meiotic recombination protein SPO11-1
Biological process (GO): meiotic DNA double-strand break formation; meiotic DNA double-strand break processing; reciprocal meiotic recombination
Cellular component (GO): nuclear chromosome
Molecular function (GO): DNA binding; DNA topoisomerase type II (double strand cut, ATP-hydrolyzing) activity; ATP binding
Source: RefSeq, a predicted model, not a curated record